Messenger RNA from Peniophora sp. CBMAI 1063, 2022 nucleotides. The record is from the annotation of a GenBank genome assembly. NCBI's taxonomy places the organism in Eukaryota, Fungi, Basidiomycota, Agaricomycetes, Russulales, Peniophoraceae.
AUGGCGCGCUCCGCUUUCUCCAGCCUGGUGCUGGCAGCCUUGUCAGCCACCAUAGUCGGCGCACAAACCGUAUACAUGCCCAAGAACCCUCAAGUCUUCUUCGACGGACGGAACGCCGAUGCAGCCUCUACAGCAACCACAAGCGCGACAGCGGCAGCAUCCUUCACACCUGCCGCCUAUCAAACUACGACACUCAACCGACCUGCUCUGCCUAAUCCGAUGCCGGCCCUCACCUUCCCGGCCCAGUUGUACAGUGGAGGAAUGGCGAACAUGUCGAUUCCCCAAAAGGGUGACUUCAUGGGCUUCUCAAUCGAAAUGUCCGUGGCGACACAGAUGCUGGGGAAGAACAGUUCGAACAUCUACGUCCCGUUCCUCAACCUACUAGCCAAUGUUGUCGCACGAGCUGGUUCGAUCCAGAUCCGUGUUGGUGGUAACACGCAGGAAAACGCCGUACUGAAGGACUCGCUGCCGAAUAACACCAUCCUGUCCAAGGACAAGGACAACCUGUUCAACCCGACUGGAACGCCGCCCAUCGACUACACCCCAGAUCUGUUUUACAUGAUGGGCAACAUCAGCAACUUCGUUAAUGCCUACUGGUAUCUCGGUAUCCCGUUCUUCAACCAUACGCCAUUCUCCCUCGAGCUUGCGGAAAGCGGCCAGCAAAUCCUCGGAGACCGCCUUCUCGCCCUUCAGGCUGGUAACGAGCCCGAUCUGUACGCCGCUCCGCCACGUACACAUCGUCCGACAGGAUAUGCGCCUGCUGAUUACUUCGGUGAAAUCGGCGACCUUGUGAACCAAGCUGCAUCGGACUCUGCGAUCCUGAAACAGAAUGACGUAUGGCUCGUACCGAGUGUAUCAGCUACCGGCGAAUCUGAGUGGGUGAUUGACAAUGUCCUGGCCACCGGUAUCCUUGAUUCAUACGGCACUCAAAUUCACGCCGUCACGGUUGAACGUUACCCGAACAACAAUUGCGUUGCCAUUUACGGUGGUGGAACUCCCGUUGUACCUCAGGACGUUCUACCCAACUACCUCUCACAUGCCGGUACGGUAGCUGUCUAUAGCGAGUACGCCAACGCAGCAAACACCGCCGUCGCCCAUGGCAAGCCGAUGAUGCUCUUCGAGACGAACACGGCGUCAUGCUCUGGCUUCGUUGGUGUAUCCGACGCGUUUGCUGCGGCCCUUUGGGGCAUCGACUGGUCCAUGACUUUGGCUGCUGGCAAUUUCAGCGGCGCGUUGUACCACUUCGGUGGUCAGUCAGCUUCGUACAACCCUUUCACGCCUCCUCAGACGAACCAGACUGCUUUCCGUCAGUGGACUGUUGGUCCGAUCUACUACUCGACGCUCUUCCUCGCUGAGACUAUGGGCCCAAGCAACAAGAGCCAGAUCGUUGACUUGUACACGAACAACAACAACCCGAGCACGCCAGCUUGGGCGGUGUACGAGGAUGGCACACCGACCAAGGUUGUGCUCAUCAACUACCUCGACGACCCUACUGGUGCUUCAACGAUCAACGUCCAGAUCCAGGUUGGCGGUGGUACGACUGGUCAGGCCGCGGCGAGCCCUUCGCAGGUCCGCGUGAAGCUUCUUACGGCGGAGUCGACGGUGCAGAAGGGCAACUACAGCUGGGCAGGCCAGUCUUUUGGUGCAUGGUUCGAGUCCGACGGUCGUCUCCAGGGCGAGAUGCAAGCAGACACAGUGCAAUGCUCGAACAAUGUCUGUACGGUGUCUGUUCCCGCGCCAGGCGCUGCACUUGUCUUCUUGACAGACGAUGCCUACAACGCCGUUACACCGGACAAGUCCGACAUACAGACCUUCCCGACGACAUACGUCACUGCGACUGUGAACACGGCCAUCAUCAACACAACCGAGCUCGCUGUGAGCAACGGCCAUGGCGAUAUCGGUGCAAUGAGGCUCACAACGAGUCCAAACUCGCGGAACAAGAACGGCGCGGGAUCGUUAGAAUCCAGCGUCGGCGCUAUUGCAGGAGCCGUUCUCGGCCUCGCUCUCUUGUUGAGCGCGUGA